Miscanthus lutarioriparius is the source of this 792-nucleotide messenger RNA. Lineage: Eukaryota; Viridiplantae; Streptophyta; Magnoliopsida; Poales; Poaceae. The record is from the annotation of a GenBank genome assembly.
AUGCAUCAGUCAGUGCGAACACAGACUUCGGCCCAGCCGAGGCGUCCCCGACCUCACCGUCACCGCGCCGUCUCUCCCCUUCACUUCUCCUGUACGUCGGCGGCGCGCCCCACCUGGGCGCCGGCGAAGGGCGGCAACGAGCAGGGUGGCACUCGCAUAUUCGGCCCCUCGCAGAAGUACCCCUCCCGCGACCUCGCCGCGCAUACCUCCCUCAAGCCCAGGAAAGACGGCCAACAGACCCAAGAGGAGUUACAGAAGAGGAACCCCAGGGAGGAACUUGAGGAACGUGAGCGCAAGCACUACUCUUCCAAGGACAAGUCCUAUGCUGAAGAAAGAGACCGUCGGAAAAGUUCAAGUCAGCUACUCUUAGAAGGUUCAAAGAGAGAAGCAGAGGAUAAGAUAGUUCCACGAGAAAUCGAUGCAGAUGACCCUGAUGUGGAGCCUAAAAGUGAUGAUGAAAGCGAUGAUGACGAUGACGAUGAUGACACUGAAGCUCUAAUGGCAGAGCUUGAGAGGAUUAAGAGAGAGCUGAGGAGAAGCUCAGAAAGCCUUCCAGCUGAGGAGCGGCAACAAGCAGAUGAAGAGGCAAAGAUGAAGGAAGCUGAACUGAUGCGGGGGAACCCGUUGAUCAACAUCAACAAUCCUGACUCCUUCAGUGUUAAGAGAAGGUGGGAUGACGAUGUGGUAUUCAAGAACCAGGCACGAGGAGAGACCAAGACACCAAAACGGUUCAUCAAUGACACCAUCAGGAGUGAUUUCCACCGCAAGUUUCUGCAGAGGUACAUGAAGUGA